AAAACAAAAAAGGAAGGGAAAGUGGAAAGAAAUGCUUAGAAAAUGAAAUUCGUUGUGUUCCCUAUUUAAGGGCCAUGCUUAGAAAGAAGGUCAUUGCACAACUUUUGGCCCAAGGUUGUUCACCAGACGCCCAGCUCAGCCAGGCCAGCAGCACCCUCGUUCGCCCAUGGCCCUCCUGCUCUCUCUACUCACCGCCCUGGUGGUGUUCAGCGCUGGCCCCGGGGGAGCUCUGGGCUGUGACCUGCCUCAGGACCACGUCCUGCUCAGCAGGGAGAACUUAGAGCUUCUGAACCAAAUGAGCACGAUCUCCCCUGUCUUCUGUGUGAAGGACAGAAAGGACUUCAGAUUCCCGCGGGCAACGGUGGAUGGCAGCCAGGUCCAGAAGGCCCAGGCCAUCGCUGUCCUCCACGAGAUGCUCCAGCAGGUCUUCAACCUCUUGCCCACAGAGAACUCCUCUGUCACCUGGAACACGACCCUGGUGGGCCUACUGCGCUCAGGACUCCAUCGGCAGCUGGAAGCCCUGGAGGCGUGUUUGGUGGAGGAGAUGGGAGAGGAAGGAUCUGCCCUGGCCAUGCAGGGCCCUCCCCCGGCCUUGAAGAGGUACUUCCAGGGCAUCCGUCUCUACCUGAAGGAGAAGAAAUACAGUGACUGCGCCUGGGAGGUUGUCAGAGGGGAAAUCAUGAGAUCCUUCCCCUCAAUAACAGCCUUGCAAGAAAGACUAAGAAAUAAGGAUGGAGACGUGGGAUCCCCCUGAAAGGACUCUCAGGGAUGAAUGUGCCACAUCACGGUUGCACAUCUGUCCUGGGUCAUGUCCAAAGGCUCUCACAUCUGCUCUAGUCACAGAAUUUAUUGAAUUUUACUCAGGAAAUCUGUUGUCAGAGUAUUAAGUGAGAAAAUGUUAGAAAAUUCAGUUCCUGGGUCAACGGUCCCUGAU
Myotis lucifugus (little brown bat) is the source of this 934-nucleotide messenger RNA. Its product is annotated as interferon omega-2-like. The record is from RefSeq and is a predicted model, not a curated record. The transcript has a single exon. Gene Ontology annotation, cellular component: extracellular region. Gene Ontology annotation, molecular function: cytokine activity; type I interferon receptor binding. Bases 167 to 754 code for a protein of 195 amino acids. Lineage: Eukaryota; Metazoa; Chordata; Mammalia; Chiroptera; Vespertilionidae. Gene Ontology annotation, biological process: B cell differentiation; positive regulation of peptidyl-serine phosphorylation of STAT protein; natural killer cell activation involved in immune response.